This is a messenger RNA of Lactuca saligna, 501 nucleotides long. Lineage: Eukaryota; Viridiplantae; Streptophyta; Magnoliopsida; Asterales; Asteraceae. The record is from the annotation of a GenBank genome assembly.
AUGUCUCGAUCCUUGAUCUCUUCUUCCAAAAACCCUCCCAUCCAGAUCGGUAACUUUAGGGAGUUAGAUGAGCUGAAGACUUGUGGGUGUGCGAAGUCAGCAAAUGAACAGACGAGCUGGAAAUAUCACAACCCGGGAAAGCGGUUCUGGAACUACAGCAACAGUUUGACAUCAUUAAAAAUAUGUGAUUACUUCUUGUGGAAAGACGAUGAGUUGCGUGAGGGGUACUACAAGAACCUUAAUAGAACAUUAAAGCAACAGGUAGAUUCAAAGGAGAAAUUUGUUGAACUGAUUAACCUUAUAAAGAAGGUUGUGGAGUUGGAGUUUAUGCUUUCAAAGGAAAAGUCGGUUGUUGACAAGCUUGAGAAGAAUGUAACAAAGGAGAAGCAAGUUGUGAUGAUGCUUAACAACAAAUUGGAAGCUUCCAUGCAACAAAAUUUCAUGUUGAAAGUGUUGGUUGUGAUAAUUAUGUUGAUUGUUGCACUUUGGUGCUUUAAGUAG